AUGUUCUAUUACCACCUAAAAUUUGAAUUAUACGUUCCAAUACAAGAAAAUUAUAAAGGCAGCAAAAUUGAUAAUAGUAAUCGCAUUAACAAGCAAUUGCAAGUAAAAAAAUCAAAAAAACAUAUAAUAAAACAAUCUGAAUUAUAUUACAUCCCAACAGACCUUUUUGCAUCGCUACCUGCCCAUUCAAAGUCAAAUAACAGCAACAAUACUAAUAAUAAUUUGAAAAAUAAAGAAAAAUUAAGAGAAUCAACUAAAUUUUCUAAACCUCGUACGCCUGUGGAAGCUGAAAAAUUCCCAGCAAUACCACCAACUCCAGCUCCCGACAUUAAUAAGGGUGACCUAAGUAAAAGCCGAAAAUCGUCAACUUCAGAGUGGAAAACCAUCGGGAAAGGGAGAACAACAACUGCUCUUUCUUCUGUUCCAACAAAUAUUUCUAAUUACUCAACCGAAAAAUCGCUUGAUAAAACUAAAGAUUUUCGAUUCGGUGCGAUAUUCUUAGAGUGGUUUACCGAGGAAAGCCUAAAAAUGAUUGAAGAGUCAGAAAAUCCCACGACAAUUGGCUCAAAUAACGAUUUAGCAUCGACGAUUACACCACAAAAUUCAACUGGACAAAGUUCAGACAGUUUACCGUCUUCGAAUUCUACUGCGCUCCCAACUAGUUCUGCGCUCGCAGAGAUAAAUGGACCAAGUCCCAAAAAUGUAACUAGUUCAAUUAAAAGACCGGUAGCACAAUUUUUGCCAAUUGAGCCGAAUCGAACGAAUCUUGGUUAUGGAAUAUUACAUUUAUAUCGUGAUCCAAAAGAAAUCCCACAGUCAAAUGAAGCAAAUUCCACCUCUAAUGAGAAAAUAGGAAUUAAUGGCAAACAGGUUUUUAAUUCGGGAGCGAGUAGCGACGAAUCCUCUAAUCUAGAAUUAAAUGGACAGAACCUGGAUUUAAGUGAUAAAACAAUAUUGGCUGUAUUAGCUGUGCCUGUUUCUUUUAGUGCGUCCGAUUUCCUAGGAUUCGUCGCUCCAGUUCGAAAAUUUGUUAGCCAUUUCAGAAUGAUUAGGGAUUCGGCAUUAAAUAAAUAUAUGGUUUUGAUGAAAUUCCGAACUGCACGUUCUGCCAAUGAGUUUUAUAAUAAUUAUAAUGGGCGCGCGUUUACUUCAAUGGAGCCCGAAUUAUGCCAUGUAGUUUAUAUUAAAUCAAUUGAAUGCAAAUCAACUUCUACACCAGCAAAUGAAUUUUCAUUUCAACAUGAUCCUUUUUUAUCAUCGUUACAACAAACAGACACUAAUUCUAUGUUGCAUGAGCUUCCUACAUGUCCUGUCUGUUUGGAAAGAAUGGAUUCUAGCGCAACAGGGCUACUGACUAUUCAAUGCCAACAUACUUUUCAUUGUAAAUGUUUGAGUAAAUGGGGUGAUAGUAGUUGUCCGGUUUGUCGGUACAGUCAAAAACGAGAAACUCUUGAAUAUUCGCAGAAUGAAUGCGGUGUCUGUGGUUCUACAGAAUCAUUAUGGAUGUGCAUCUUGUGCGGAAACGUUGGAUGCGGACGUUAUCAAGGUGCACAUGCUUAUUAUCAUUACAAAGAAACUCCAACGCAUUUAUAUGCCAUUGAAUUGGAAACACAAAGGGUAUGGGAUUAUGCUGGAGAUGGAUACGUUCAUCGGCUAAUCCAAAAUAAAUCAGAUGGGAAACUAGUCGAGCUUCCAAGUCCGAAUGCACCCACAUUAAUUCAAAAUCAAUCUGUAGUAAACCAAGAUAAAGUGGAUCAGAUCGAAUUAGAAUAUAGUCACCUUCUUACAACACAGCUUUCAUCUCAAAGAACUUUUUAUGAAGAAAAACUUUCUACAAUCACGCUUCAAUUAUCAUCAUUAAGUAAUCAGACCCAACACAUGCCAAAUCUAUUAAAAGAGAAAAUUGUAAUUGAAAAAAAAUUGAUGAAAUCCCGAGAAAGAAUCGAUAAGAUUGAAAAAGAAUGGAAAGAAGAAAAAGAGAUGGCGAGAUCUUUAGCUGUAAAUCAGCAUCAUCUUCAAGAACAACUCGCAGCUAAAGAUGCAAUAAUCAAAGAUUUGGAGGAACAAGUAAAAGAUUUAAUGUUCAGUUUAGCUUAUCAAGAAAAAAUGAAAGAGAACCCAGAAUUAGCAGGUGGACAGAUAGUUGUUGCUGAGAAUAGUAAUACUGCUGUGGCUGGCGGACGCAAGAAAAGAGGAAAAAAAUAA
Messenger RNA from Ambispora leptoticha, 2205 nucleotides. The record is from the annotation of a GenBank genome assembly. Lineage: Eukaryota; Fungi; Glomeromycota; Glomeromycetes; Archaeosporales; Ambisporaceae.